Messenger RNA from Aspergillus homomorphus CBS 101889, 2215 nucleotides. RefSeq names its product DnaJ-domain-containing protein. Gene Ontology annotation, cellular component: cytoplasm. The coding region runs from base 330 to 2081 and encodes 583 amino acids. The transcript has a single exon. The record is from RefSeq and is a predicted model, not a curated record. NCBI's taxonomy places the organism in Eukaryota, Fungi, Ascomycota, Eurotiomycetes, Eurotiales, Aspergillaceae. Gene Ontology annotation, biological process: protein refolding.
UCCGAUCUGGUGGAAUAUCUCGACUAUGAGCAAUUGAUCGUCACGAGAACCCACGUCACCCCAUCGUUCCCGUUCAUCCGCCCACUCACCCCCAAGCGUACCUGCACGAUAUCACACUGCCUCCAUCCGGAACUCGCCUCGCAGCUCUGUUUAUUGUCCACCGCCUCGGUCGCUUCUGGUCCCUUUUAUACAACGCCACACAACGCCUCUUACUCUUCCUCUCAUAUACUUCCCAUUCCAAUCUCAACUACUUUUCUAUUCUAACCAUACUAGCAUCGUAUGGUCUUUGUGCUUGGUGCGCUUGAUCAAUUGAUCACAGCUUUCACAUCAUGUCCUCCACCCCAGAUAUCGACCCAUAUGUGGUGUUGGGGGUCCAGAAAGAUGCGACGCUCGCUGAUAUCAAGUCCGCUCAUCGCAAACUCGUGCUGAAGUGCCAUCCCGACAAAAUCAAGGACGAGAGCCAACGAAGUAAGGCUCAGGACGAGUUUCAAAAAGUCCAACAAGCCUACGAACUUCUUUCCGACGAGACGAGGAGGGCCAAAUAUGACAACAAGGUUCGCCUUGCCGAGCUUCGACGGGAGAUGCUGGCGCGUGGCGGGAAUCCCGACGGAUCGUCUUCGCGAAGCAACGGCACGGGUUCCAGCGGUGCCCGUGAAUAUCGCAAUGGACGGGUUUACGAGGAAAGAACCCCGGCCGACGCCACAAACUACUACGAUGACGAUGCCCUAUACACCGAUGGGACGCGACCAACAACUCGCAAGUAUGAUGAUUAUGGCAAGCGACGAGCUAAGGUGGCGGAAGAGAAGAAGAAGACCAAGAGUGUCCCUCUGAGUGCUGCGCGCGCCGCAAAGGAAAUGCUACGGGACAACGUCAAGUCGACCCACUCAUCUCGCGACAAGUACCGUACCAAGGAACGUAAGCGGGAUGCCUACGACAAGAAGUAUCCUGAACGGGCCGCCCCGUACAGCGAAUCCGAAGAUGACGGUGCCGCCUCCGAUUCCAGCGCUUCCUCAUAUUACGUGCGAGUCACACGACCCUCCGAAUCGAAGCGAAAUCGGGAGUCUUCCACACGCAAAGCUCGACCCAUGGAGUCAGCCCGCCGCCCCGAGCCUGCACGUUACGAAUCGCAAGAGUACUCAGAUCUGCUGGAGUCAAAGCAUGAAAAGAUGCAUACUACCGCACGGGAUUACAUCCUGCGGUCGAAGGGAACCGUUCCCAUCGAAAUUGAUCGACGGGCAAGGGCCUCCCGGUCGCCUCCUCGGCCUCAUGCUUACGAUUCAGCCGACCCCGAGUCCUCUUCAUCCCGGCGCUCGAAUCGAUCCAACCGGCCCAGCAAAGAAACCGUGCGCAGCUCCAGUUCGCGCAAUGGCUCCUACGAGCACGUCGAGUCCCAGUCUCGAUCCUAUGAUACCAAAGUACCCAGCAUGCCCACGGCUGCAACCUCGCCAGCUGUCAAAUCUUCGUCGAUUCGACCUUCUCUCCAAACUUCACGGUCUGCAUCUACUGCACAUUCUCAUUCUCGCCCGAAGACCUUGAGUCGUUCGGAGCAGGUGCUUCUGAACAUGGUAGAUGGUGGUUCUCGCGCAACGAAGCUACGAACCACGGAGAAAUACGAUUCCGGAUAUUCUAGCCCGGGAACCCCAGAAAUGCCACCAGGGGAAAGUCCGACCAGAAGAUACAGGAUCGUGACGGAUCCAGAACCAGUGUUGGUAGAGCCGAGCAUGCCGUCACCCCACGCUUCCUCAAGACACGCACGGGGCUACUCACCGCCUCGGCAAGAGCGUUCGGGGACCACCCGUUCCAUGCCAAAACCACCCGUGCGCAGCAGUACUUACGCCUAUCCGUCGGAGUACGCGGCUCGCUACGAGUCCUCAUCUCGACCCAGUGCCUCGAGGCAGUCUUCUUCCCGACCCCUCUAUGGGGAGGUAGAAUACGCUCGUGGCAAGGACCGGGACUAUAAGUAUGCGCGCGAGAUUGGCCCUGAGCAUAUUCCACAUUCCGGUCGCGAUGCCCAUGCCCGGCGCAUGGACGAAUACCCCCAUCCGCCGAUAGGCAGGCGACAAUCCGCUUAUGCUCAAUAAGUCAUUUCUUUUCGCACCUAUCGACGCAACCAAUUCCACUCUACAACAAAUUACCCGCGAGGACUAUCCGAAACACCUGCUAUGAUCUACCUGGAUCUUCUGUGAUAUGAAGACAAUAUCUCGCAAUUGCAUUU